GUCCCGACAAGCCUCACGUUUUCCCACCGUGACCUCAGUCUGUCGUUGGAGCAUAUGCACGCCUCCUAACGUUAGCUUUAGUAAAAGCCGGUGGGAAAUCAUUAUAAAUACAUUAAACGGUCGGCUUUAACGUACUUUAUAGCGACUUGUUCGCCGUACACACAGCUGAGCCAAGCAGACAGAGAGGAGCGGGCUAGCAGGACAUAUGGCCGGAAUCGAGGAGCUUUCCCCCGCUGCGGGCCCGGUGUCCACCCGGCCCCCCGAGGACGAGAUUGACGAUGAUGAAGAUGAAGACCUGGAUGAGACACUAAUGGAGAGGUUAUGGGGCCUGACAGAGAUGUUCCCUGACACAGUUCGAAAUGCUGCUGAGGUGUCUGCACAGUGCUCUGUCUCACUGGCUAAGAAGUUUUACAGCUUUUCUCGCUCUGCACUCUGGGUCGGUACUACCUCCUUCAUGAUCCUGGUGCUGCCUGUUGUGUUUGAGACAGAAAGACUACAGCUGGAGCAACAGCAGCUACAACAGCAGAGACAGAUCCUGCUGGGCCCCAACACUGGAAUGUCUGGUGGGAUGCCGGGAAUGAUGCCUCCUGCACCUGGCAAGAUGUGAGACACAGAAAGGGGCCAGCAUGAACCUGAGAUCUACUGUUCUGCGAUACAGCGGGGCCGGCCACAAGGAGAGACAGAGAGACCACGGAGAAGGGCGAAGAACUGCAGUAAAAAAAAAAGAAGAAGCAAAAGCUGUAUGUCAACAGCAUGAGGCUCAUUCCAACGUGUUGGAUUGGCUGGCGGGAUUGGAUACGGAGGAUGUGAUGCAUUUCUAACACUUCUGUCUCACUGUCUCUCCUUAUUCCAACAUCACACAGAGACUUAUUUCCAGGAGCACUGCUUCUUUUUUCUUUUCUUUUUUUAAAUAAAUACUUAUAUAAGCAUAAAUAAUGUGUUCUCUAGGAGAUAGCGGGUGCAAGUGGAUAAAUUGAAACAGUUGUAUGUCUUGGUGUUUGCAGUCUGAAGAGCUAUACUUACAGUAUGUCAUCAUGAGCUUGCUGGUUCCACUUAUAUGUGGAGAUUAAUGUUAACAGAAUAUCUGACAGACAGGUCUGAAGCAUUGUGGAGUGGAGCACCCUGUAGACAGUGAUAAUGUUGGUUUACAGAAUGGCCUCGAACUUGUAGGAGCUAAAUGACACUCUUUUCUGUGUGCUGCGUUUGUCUGCACAAUUGUCACGGUUCACAGUUGUACUUUGUAUGUAUGUCAAAGUGCAAUGCCUCUCAUUUCAGUUAUUGCUUUGGUUUCAAGCAAUGGAUUGUAUAAUCCAACACCAGAUUCUGUGCUGUUAAAUGAUGAAAGAUUGUUGUGUCUUUUUCCAUUCAUAGUAUGUGAUAUAACACAAUUAUUUUGUCAUUUAAGACAGGACACAUGUCAUACAGUUCUGGACAGAUGUGGUUGUGGUGGCCGAUGAAGUUUUUAAAUGUUAAAUGUCUCAAUAUUACCCUGACAUAUCCAGUCUGAAGAGAAUGUUGUUUUCAAUUCUCUGUUGUCAUCCAUGUGAAUUUACAAUCUCUUACCUCUGGUCAGUAAGCAAACCCAUGUUUCUGUUUUGUGUUCAACAUGACUGCGGAAAUUAAAGCACCGAAUCAAAUGGAAA
This is a messenger RNA of Epinephelus moara (kelp grouper), 1643 nucleotides long. RefSeq names its product translocase of outer mitochondrial membrane 22 homolog (yeast) (gene tomm22). NCBI's taxonomy places the organism in Eukaryota, Metazoa, Chordata, Actinopteri, Perciformes, Serranidae. Gene Ontology annotation, cellular component: mitochondrial outer membrane. Bases 206 to 607 code for a protein of 133 amino acids. Gene Ontology annotation, biological process: intracellular protein transport. The record is from RefSeq and is a predicted model, not a curated record. The transcript is spliced from 4 exons.